Molecule: messenger RNA, 1397 nt
Organism: Styela clava
Lineage: Eukaryota; Metazoa; Chordata; Ascidiacea; Stolidobranchia; Styelidae
Product: protein SCO2 homolog, mitochondrial-like
Biological process (GO): mitochondrial respiratory chain complex IV assembly
Source: RefSeq, a predicted model, not a curated record
UUUUUAUUCUUUUUCAGCAAAACUUUAGCACAAACUAAAUAAUGUCAUUGUUAUCAAGAUUUUGUUGGCGGAAGAUACCACCUAAAACAUUGGGAAUACUCAACAUGAAUUCGAAUGGCUGUGGGAUUUCUGCAUUCCACUGUCAGAAUUUAUGUUCACAGAAUACCAUGGAUAGAAAAAACCCAAUCCAAAAAGAGAUUAUUUUUCAAGGACGAUUUUGUAUGACAAAAAAUGAUUUCAAUAUUGUCUUGGGAACCCACGGGAUAAAUUCACAUUUUACAAAAAUAGGAUCUUUACAUUAUAGCACAGACAGUAAAGAAAAUUUGAAUCCUAAAGUCAAAAAACCUGAUUAUGAGAUCACCAAGAAAAAGGAAAUUAAUGAUCCAAAACAGGAAACUAAUUCUAGUGAACCGGAACCUGUUUCCAUGACAAGGAGAAUUCAAAUUGUUGUGGGAAUAGUAGCCAUCUGGGGGGUGAUAUAUUUUAUUAUAAAAUAUCUCAAAAGUAAAGAAGAAAUUACAAAACGUGAAGAACAAGUUAGUCAAAUUGAUAUCGGAGCAAAAGAUUACGAACUGAUUGACCACUUGGGGCAGAAGAGAAAAAAAGCAGAUUUUAUGGGCCAGUGGUUAUUAUUGUAUUUCGGUUUUACGCAUUGUCCAGAUAUUUGUCCCGAGGAGUUGGAAAAAAUGGCAGAAAUUAUCGACCUAGUCGACAAGGAUAAAAGUGUUCCGGAUAUUUUACCGAUCUUUAUAUCUGUUGAUCCGGAACGAGACACACCAGAAGUCGUAAAAAACUACAUCGCGGAGUUCCAUAAAAAAUUUGUAGGGUUAACAGGCACGAAAGAGCAAGUGAAACAAGCUGCAAAAACGUUUCGAGUUUAUUUUAGCGCCGGACCGCGCGAUGAAGACAAUGAUUACAUUGUUGAUCACACAAUCGUUAUGUACUUAAUGAAUCCAGCUGGGAAUUUUGUUGAUUACUACGGAUCUCGAGGAGUAGCGACGCCUGACAUUGUGUCUGGUAUAAAAAAGAAUAUGAAAAAUUAUAAACGACUGCAUGGGUGAUGGUUCUGCAUGGUUGCUUGUUUUCUGGGUUUUAAACAUUAUUUGUAGUAAAUAUCUCCCAGAAUUAUUCAAGCGUGACUGGUCAGAAUAAAUUCUGGUGGUUCCACAUGACUGCUUGUUUUUGGUGAUUUAGGCACUGCAAUAAUCCCGGGCAAGUAACCUUGCAUUAUGGUCAGAUACUUUCCAAUUAAUAUUUGUCUCUGGUAAAAUAUAAACUUGUUUUAUAUUUGUAGAAGAAGUUAAUUUCACCCUUAUUGAACAACUAAAUCCAUUGGGCCUGGGGUAUAGUAGAGUUUAGUACCACAAGUACCUUCAGUGGGCGUGGCAUAACGAUUU